AGAAGCAGUAAGUUUCUAGAUGUUUUAAACUUGAAAGAAUGUGAAUAUAAACAUUUAAAAUAAGACUGAAAGUUUUAUGUUUUAAUUUUAAUUUUUAAGUUGAUACAUUUUACUUAAAAAUCCGUUAUACUACCUUUCAUAGAUAUAUAACAUACGGAUAUAAACAUAUAUAAAUUUAUUAGUCAGUAAAACUAGAUAUAUACCUUCUAUGCUGAUGGUUUUCUAUAUUUGUUAUCUGCACAUUUCUGAACUACUGCAUUCUUCACAGCGCCACCUUGUGGGAUAACCUACUUUGAAGCACAUAAUUCAUUCUUUCCUCUUCAUUAAGUGCUUUAUUCUGGUCAGGGCUGCAUUGGAUCCAAAACUAUCAUUGUAAUACUGGCCACAAUUCACCCUGGACAGUAUACUUUGACGUUUGUCACUGGUUGAUGAAGCAGUUGAUGUUGAAGUACAGCAUAUUCUGUUUGUGUGCAUCACACGACAGUGCUUUAUUUUUUAACAAUAUAUUGAAUGCCCACUGUAGAUUCAUGCUAUUGUGGUUAUACUAAGAUAUUGUAUUUUAGGUGAAUGAAAUAUAAUUAUAGUUGUUCUGUUUUUAUUACAUUACAAUUACCAGGAUAUAUACUAUAAACUUUAAAUCAGUCAACAUAAAAAAUACAUUGAAAAAUGACACAUGUAGGAAUUAUAAUAAUGAACUUAGCACAUUUGGUCUGAUGGCUGAUACACAGCAAAGUUGUCUUUCUGUUGAACUUUGGGGAAAAGGGGGUCAGUAGGAUGAAAGCAACACUUCCUCAUGAACACUGAACAUUUCGCAAAUCACAGCUGAUAUAAAAGGGAAGAAAGUGCAAGUGCUGUUCAGUUACUGGUAAUUAUGGAGAAUGAUGUGAACUACGCUACACUUGUGUUCAGUGGAUCUUCCCCUCCAGUGACUAAAGAUGCAGAGACUGAGAAUGUCGUGUACACAGAAGUCAAGAGGACAAAAGAGGAAACACCAAAAAAUAUUCCUGCCACAACUGAGGAUAUCUCUGCUGUCUGCGAGGAUGCGGCUUCCCCCAAAUAUACAUCAUACAAACAGGCUACAGCUGCUCUCGGGCUAUUGUGUAUUCUUCUGUUAGCAGGUUUAAUCACUCUUUGUGUCUUAUACAUCAAGUAUGUUUCAAAAUACACCUCCAUUUUGGCUCUGUACACCAACGAGAGCAUGACAAACAAGAUAUUGCAAGCUGAUAAGGCAGCAUUGGAGAAAGAGAAAGAGGAUUUAACUGCACAGAGAGAUCAGUUCGAAAGCACCCUGCGGUUCAUCAUACAAUUUGAGAAUUUCCCAGUUAGAGAAUAUUGUACAUUAACAAACAACGAGGUUCACUGUGAGCCCUGUAAGAUGAACUGGAUUCAGAACGGCACCAGCUGUUACUUUUUCUGGAUGGACCCCGCGCCAUGGCUGACCUGGGGAGAAAGUCAAACACGUUGUACUGAAAAUAAAGGACAUUUGGUGGUUAUUGACACGAUAGAGGAACAGGAAUUUAUCACGCAACAUAUAUCCUUUUAUUAUGAUCAAUAUCAUGGAUACUGGAUUGGGCUUUCUAAAAAUAACAACACAUGGAUUUGGAUCACAGGUGCUGCGCUUGAGAAUGCUGGGUACUGGACUGCUACACCUACACCUACAGACUUACGAGACUGUGUGUUGUCAAAACCUAUAAGUAAUUUGAAAAACUGGGAAGCUAACAAAUGUCGCAUGCUCAAUAGAUACAUCUGUGAGGUGAAAGUGUUGGUAUGGCCGAGUCAAAAUGAGACAGCAACAACACUCCAGAAUCUAUAGUAUGUGAGAAAGGAAUUGAAAAUGUGUUCUGAAUGUAAAUAUAAUGUAAAUCUGGGAGCUGCUGUUAAAGUCGCUUAAUAAAUGUAUGAUUAAAAUGCGUGAUUACUCUAUGAUGUUACUCUGCUUUUGAUAUUUGAUUAUAAUAUGGUAAUGUAUAAAAGAGAAAGCUGAGUGGUUUAUGGGAAUUUGCAAGUGACCAAAUAAACAUGAUUAUUAUGUGGCUUCUUGUUAAAAAAAAGUCAUUAUAUUUUUUGCCUCAUGCUAAAGGUUUUAGGAUGAACAGACAAGAGAAAUGAUCAAGGCUGUUUUUCAGUGGCAGUUUUGUAUUAUUCAUAUAUGC
Molecule: messenger RNA, 2153 nt
Organism: Hemibagrus wyckioides
Lineage: Eukaryota; Metazoa; Chordata; Actinopteri; Siluriformes; Bagridae
Product: asialoglycoprotein receptor 2
Exons: 8
Coding region: 872-1813 (313 amino acids)
Source: RefSeq, a predicted model, not a curated record